This is a messenger RNA of Euleptes europaea (tarantolino), 1599 nucleotides long. Its product is annotated as solute carrier family 22 member 20-like. Gene Ontology annotation, cellular component: membrane. NCBI's taxonomy places the organism in Eukaryota, Metazoa, Chordata, Lepidosauria, Squamata, Sphaerodactylidae. The record is from RefSeq and is a predicted model, not a curated record. The transcript has 9 exons. Gene Ontology annotation, molecular function: transmembrane transporter activity. Gene Ontology annotation, biological process: transmembrane transport. The coding region runs from base 1 to 1599 and encodes 532 amino acids.
AUGGCAUUCAAUGAUGUCUUGGAGUCCAUUGGGGGAGUCGGCCGUUUCCAAAUCUCACAAGUCAUCUUCCUGGUGAUUCCAGUCUGCCUUAUCGCUUGCCACAACUUCCUCCAGAACUUCUCUGCUGCCAUUCCAGACCAUCACUGCAAACCUUCGAUUCGGGGCAACCAGACCUUUCUCUCUAACAUUACUGCCAAAGAGGGAAUCCUACUGAAGGCAUUCAUCCCCAUGGGCCGAAAUCAAAAGCCAGAGAAGUGUCUCCAGUUUGCCACAGCUCAGUGGCACCUUUUAAAUCCAAAUGCCACCGUCGCUGAGAAUGUCACGGAGAUGCAUACCCAGCUCUGUACUGGUGGGUGGGUAUACGAUACUAGUAUUUUUGAGUCGACCAUUGUCUCGGAGUGGGAUUUGGUGUGUGACCUGCAGACACUGAGAGAUGUGGCUCAGUCCAUCUAUAUGGCUGGAGUGCUAGCUGGAGCUAUUGUGUUUGGAGCCUUAGCAGACAGGUUUGGACGCCGCAUCCCCUUGAUCUCAUCGUACCUGCAAAUUGCCAUUGCUGGCACCAGCACAGCAUUCUUGCCCUCCUUCAGCAGCUACUGUGUGUUCCGCUUCAUGGCUGGCAUGACAUUUUCAGGAAUUGUACUAAAUUCCUUCUCUUUGAUCCUGGAAUGGAUGCCCACCAAAGGCCGGACAGUGGCAGGUGGCUGCUUGGGGUAUUUCGUCACUUUCGGACAGAUCAUCCUGGCAGGGGUUGCGUACAAGACCAGGAACUGGCGCUGGCUUCAAAUUGUUGUCUCAGUUCCCUUCUUCAUUAUCUUUUUAUGUUCAUGGAAACUCCCAGAAUCGCCACGCUGGCUCCUCCUUCACAACAAGUCUCACUUGGCUGUCAGGAACCUGAGGAAAGUAGCUGCGAUAAAUGGCAAAAAGAAGGAAGGUGAAAAAAUCACCCAAGAGGUGUUGAAAUCCCACAUGCAACCGGAAACAACCAAGUUAAAAUCCAGCCACACCGUCUUUGACCUCUUCCGCACCCCAGCCUUGCGGAGAGUCACUUGCUGCCUCAUGGUCAUCUGGUUUGCCAGUUCCUUUUCCUAUUAUGGAUUAGCAAUGGAUGUGCAAAAAUUUGGCCUAAACAUCUACGUUGUGCAGGUGAUGUUUGGAGCCCUCGACCUUCCUGCUGUGCUGAUCUCCACCUUCACCAUGAUCUUCAUUGGCCGCCGCGUCACCAUAGCCGGCUCCUUUACCAUUGGCGGGAUUAUGGUGCUUGUCAACAUGUUUGUGCCAGAAGAACUGCAAACCCUGCGGACAGCACAGGCGGCACUUGGGAAAGGGUGCCUGGCCAGUUCUUUUAUUGGUGCAUAUCAGUACUCUGGAGAACUCUAUCCUACAGAAAUUAGGCAAACAGGCAUGGGUUUUGUUUCAAUGCAAGCCCGUAUCGGUGCCAUGGUAGCACCCAUCGUCUACGUGCUUAGGGACUCCUUUCCCAUCCUGCCAUCGCUGAUAUUUGGAGCAACUCCCCUCCUCGCAGGAGUCGCCACCUGCUUCCUAACAGAAACGAGACACUCACCCCUCCUGGAAACCAUUGCUGAGAUGGAACACCGGUAG